UCCAGACACGCGGCCGGCGUGGCGAAUGUACCGCCGAGGCCGCGGCGGCCCUGGAUUACGACUGAAUGGGGAGGGGAAAGCGUGUCCCUACCCUGCCUCCCCACCCCCGCACUGUGUUGUGCGGAGGGCCCCGAGCGGGGUCGGGGGGUCGGGGGGCGCGUUUGGCCCCUGCCUGAUGAGACCAGGCCUCGAGCGGAGGGAGGAAUGGAGCAGCCACCUCUGCAACUUCAGAUCCAGAAGAUCUGGAGAAGUUCCAGGGAGUGGGGAAAGGUUCGGAGUCCCGGCGCCCAGGGCGCAGCCCCUUCUCUCUCACCCCCGAGGCUUGGCAUUUACUCCUCCCACCCCCAACCUUUUUAAGAGGAGGUUGGGUUUUGAUGAGGUUGAAAUUAGUUGAGGAUUUCAGGGCGAGUCGCGGUUACGCUACCUUCCUCCCGCAGUUACUCUCUCAGGAGAUGACAAGCCAAAGUGCGACGAAUAACCCGUCCUCCCACCCUUACGGUCCUUUGGGCGACUCCCCCCUCUGGGGCCCCACCGCUCCUCCACUCCCGAGUAGCGGGAGCCCCAGCCCUCCCCGACCUCAUGGGUUUCCACCAGGGAGGUCCUCCGAGUCGGAGGAAGAAUUUCGUUUCCAGUCCAGACUUCUUUACCCCAAAAAGACCAUUUGUGUGUGCAAGUCGUUUUUAAAUGUCUCCUCGCAGAAAAACUGAAAGUAGAAAGAAAGGAAGCAAUUUCCCAGCAGAUGUCUGACCACCCCUCCUCGCACACUCCCAGCAUCGGGUUACAGGGUCCCGGGAGCCCCCACCCACAUUCGGCAGCCCCACACGGGUGGACCCACAGCCCCUCCACAGCAGCUUGGGCACAACCCCCGAAAGCCCCACGGCACCCCGGAGCCCCUCUCCCUGCACGCCCAGGCCCGGGGGGGCGGGGUGGGUAGCAGUGCAACACAAUGAUGUAGGGAUAAAUAUUAAGCCGUGACAUUGACGUGCCCGGCACCUCCCCUCCCCCGCGCUCCCGGCACACUCUGGGCUGCUCGGCACGCCCCCUCCCGUUCCACUGCGUCCCGCGCCGCGCGCUCAUCCCCGAGGGGCCCCUGCAACCUCUCUGCGCGAAGACGGCUCCAGCUCUGCAGGGAAAGAAAAGUAACUUCGCUUUUCUCGGAGGAACCAGGAAGGAUUAAGCAGCCUGGGAGAGGGCAGGAGCGCGCCGAGGGUGGAAGGCUUGUGGACUGAGACGCGCAGGGGUAGAGACUAUGUAAUCGCUUCGGUGUCUGUGCAGAGGACUGCGCUUCGGGGAGGGAAGAGGAGGGAUCGGCUCGCUCCUUGGCGACUCGGCAGGCGGAGUUUCGCGGCGGCACCGGGGUUGCGCCCGCCCGCGGGGAGGUCGCUCCAUCCAGCCCCAGCGGCCGCGAGAACCCGAGCGCCGGAGCGCGGUAGUCGGCGGGGGCGAGGGCGAGGGCGAGCGAGACCGAGCUCCGGGGCGCGAGGGAGCGGGCCAGGGAGUCCCGGAGGCGAGCCGAGCGCGCCCCCCGCCCGCCCCAGCGGUGCCGCGCCGGGCGGCGUCCGGGCGGCAUGGAGAAGGACGGCCUGAGCCGCGCGGACCAGCAGUACGAGUGCGUGGCGGAGAUCGGGGAGGGUGCCUACGGGAAGGUGUUCAAGGCCCGGGACCUGAAGAACGGAGGCCGUUUCGUGGCGCUGAAGCGCGUGCGGGUGCAGACGGGCGAGGAGGGCAUGCCGCUCUCCACCAUCCGCGAGGUGGCGGUGCUGAGGCACCUGGAGACCUUCGAGCACCCCAACGUGGUCAGAUUGUUUGAUGUAUGCACAGUGUCACGAACAGACAGAGAAACGAAACUAACAUUAGUGUUUGAACAUGUUGAUCAAGACUUGACCACUUAUUUGGAUAAAGUCCCAGAGCCGGGAGUGCCCACUGAAACCAUAAAGGAUAUGAUGUUUCAGCUUCUCCGAGGCCUGGACUUUCUUCAUUCUCACCGAGUAGUGCAUCGCGAUUUAAAACCACAGAACAUUUUAGUGACCAGCAGUGGACAAAUAAAACUGGCUGACUUCGGCCUUGCCCGCAUCUACAGUUUUCAGAUGGCUCUUACUUCAGUGGUCGUCACACUGUGGUACAGAGCUCCAGAAGUCCUGCUUCAGUCCAGCUAUGCCACCCCCGUGGACCUCUGGAGUGUUGGCUGCAUAUUUGCAGAAAUGUUUCGUAGAAAGCCUCUUUUUCGUGGAAGUUCAGAUGUCGAUCAACUUGGAAAAAUCUUGGACGUAAUUGGACUCCCAGGAGAAGAGGACUGGCCUAGAGAUGUCGCCCUACCCAGGCAGGCUUUCCACUCAAAAUCUCCUCAACCGAUUGAGAAGUUUGUGACAGACAUUGAUGAACAAGGCAAAGACCUCCUUCUGAAGUGCUUAACAUUUAAUCCAGCCAAAAGAAUAUCUGCCUACAGUGCCCUGUCUCACCCAUACUUCCAUGACCUGGAGAGGUGCAAGGAAAACUUGGAUUCCCAUCUGCCGCCCAGCCAGAACAGCUCAGAGAUGAACACAGCCUGAGGUCCCAACUACCACCUUGAGCUGAUCACCCGAAGAACACCCUUGGGGGCUGAUGCCAUCCCCCCCACCCCCACCCUUGAGUAAGCCCUGGCAGAGCUGCUGAGGAUCACUGGCUGGGGACCUUCUAGUGGCCAUCUUCUGGACGGGCUCUGCUUCUCCAUGGAAACCGCCUAGUUUACUGUUUUGAAAUCAAUGCAAGAAUGAUUGCAGCUUUAUGUUCAUUGUUUGUUUGUCUGUCUGUUUGUUUGUUUCAAGAACCUGGAAAAAUUCCAGAAGAAGAGAAGCUGCUGACCAAUUGUGCUGCCAUUUCAUUUUUCUAACCUUGAAUGCUGCCAGUGUGAAGUGAGCAAUCCAGGCACAGCUGAGUUAUGAUGUAAUCUCGCUGCAGCUGCCCGAGCCUGAUUCGGUACUUUUGAGCGAGAGUGUGUGUCUGUGUGUGUGUGUGUGUGUGUGUGUGUGAUUCUUGAGCUCUUAAAGUGUUACUUUCUAUAAACAAGAAGAAUAAUUGAAUUUUAAAGACUCAAAGUGACCUAUAAAUAACUGGUGUCUGUUGACUAAAGGUGAUUUACCAGAAUGGGCUUCUCGAAUUAGAAAGUUGAACCAAUGUCCUCAGAAUCUCUUUUAUGGCCAAAAGUAGUAAAUUUGCUAGCAGUAAAAGAUUCACUAUCUAGAUGAAGUUUUAUACACACAACAAAAGGAAAAAAAGGCUAGUGUCUUUUAAGAGACAUGUCUUUUAAAGCAUAACAUUCUGUUUACUCUUCAAAAAGCUGAAUUUACUCCUUAUAAGUCCAUUUUAACCUGUAUUAUAUGCUUUAUUGUUUCUUUUAAAAGAUACCCUAUAAGCUUUUUCUUACUUGCUAUAGAUUUAGGGAGUACACCUCAAAUAGGUAAAAUUGUCAAAAAAAAUUUAGAGAAAGCCUUUAUUUCCUGAUUUAAAAUCUAUUUCCUUUUUAGGUUUUGUUGUUACUUUAUUUUGGUUUUGAUUUUAGGAAUUUGUCAAAAACUGUUUCCUGUUCUGAUUUGGAUAGUAGUUCUGACUAGAGACAGGAAUACCAUUUAACUUUUCUCUAUUACACUGUACUUUUUCUACUAUGCACUGCCUUGUUUGCAAAGUAUCCAUCUUAUCUAUCCCCCAGGGCCUCUAAUAUACAUUACUACCAUUAAAUAACUAAUAACAGAUUGCUUAAGCUUUUCCCAUGCACCUCUUUCUUGCUUUCUUUCAAUGAACCUUUUGUAAAUAGAGUCAGAUUGUGGCUUAUGGCUCCAGUUGUGUGAUCCUAACAGGGUCCUGAAUGUUCUUGCUCUGAUGCGAUCUUCCUACCUAGCAUUCAUUGUUGUUACCUAAGCAGUGAGUAGAGGACUGGUUCUUCUCUAUCACCAGCACAUAGAUUAAACUGUUACUUAGUGUUUUAUGAUUUCUUAGAAUAUGUUGUCAGUGUAGAAUCAGAGGGGAAUAUCUUUAACUAUUUUUUAGAAAUAUAUAUUUUACUCUAUAAAAUGAUCUUUUCUCCAUCCCAAGGCUCUGCUUGUUUCUAGUGCCUUGUGCAUACUCCUGCUCUCUGCAGAGCCAGCCUGACCUGGGCAUUGUGAACAGCUUUAUUUUUGUCUCUUGCCAUUUUCUCUACUGUUCUUUAUAUUCCAUGUCAUCUCUGCCUUAUAUGUGGUCAGUGCUCGAAGACACAGAGAUUAAGUAUCUUUUUGGAAAUUUAGCUGUCUUUGCUCUCUGACUCAUAUUUUCAGUGCAUGCAAGAGUUAGACCAUGUUUAGAGUUAGGGUUUUCAAAGAAUGAACAUUGCCUCCCUCAGUAGAAAAUGUUCCAGAUGAUGUUUAUAUAUUGUCGAGCCUUACUGAAUCCUUCACAGCUCAAUACUCUAUACUACCAUCUUGAACGAGAGAAAAAUUAGGAGACUUUUCUCCUUGCAAGCUUUUUGGGUUGGGAAUUACUCUUUUUUUAAUAUAUAUAUUGUUUAACAUUUUUCUGACCCAGUAACUUGAAGAGCAGGAAGAUUUGUCUAAAGCCAGAUAGGAAUGAGAAGAUGGGCCAUAAGAAUGCAUAAUGCUUUUCUUCAUUGUUGACAACGUUGAUUAUGUUUUGUCAUCACUGUAAAUGCUUGAGAUAUAAUGAAUCCAGAGCAUUUGGGGCAAUGUCUCCCCUGGAACAGUGAAUAUACUGCCUUAACUUUGAUCAGGGGUCAAAAUACAAAGACAUUUUUGCUGGGGCCUAGAAAUUGAAUUUUUAAACUCACUGCACUGAUUUAUCAUGUGCUUUUUAGUUAGUAUCCAUGGUUAGAGUGGACAUAACUUGCGUUCUUGCUUUUUUUAAGUUUUUCAUAAGUUCUCUCAAGAAAAAUGCAGCUGUUCUAAACUGGAAUUUUUCAGCAUUCUUGAGAAUUUUAAACAAGUGGAGCACUCCACUUUAUUUCUAGCAUAUGCUUUAGGUUCAUUUCUCAGUAGUGUUUAUGAAGAAAACUUAAAGCACAAACAUUUCAGCAUUGGAUACUUGGCAAAUUAUCCUUGGAGAGGCAGCAGGAGGAGGGCACCUCGGCCUCUCUGAACUUAGGAGUCUGACCCCAGAUCUUCCACCUGUGGUUCUUGGAGUUGAGUGAUUCCCCUCUUGCUUUAUGUAUUUUAAAUCUGGGCUCACCAGUUCUGAAAUUCAGAUCCCACACAAGCACCCUUGCCAUUAGGGCACUUGGAAGCAUAUAGCCGCAUAGGAGUUUACUGAAUACAGCUUAUUCUUCUGUGACGUAUGGUUUCAAACAUUUUUGCCAAAAGCCAAGCAGUGGUUAGCUGAAAAAGUCAUACUGCCCCAGGAUUAUACUGAAGCAGCUAUAAGCAGUAAAAAUACGAUGUCAGAUUGAAAAUCACGUUUGCAUUUCUUACUGAGGACUGGUCCUGGAAUGUGCCUGAUAGUUUCUAUAUGAUAGCUGUUCUGGUGGCCCAGGCAUUUUGGAAACUGUUGUGCGGAGUAGAGUUCUAACCAUCCCUAUUAAGAAUAAAAGAGAAACCUGUCCAUUUCAGCAUCAUAAGCUAUCAUGGCAAAGGUAAAAAGGCCCCAAUUUUAUAACCUUAAAAACAGAAUUUCCAAGAGCUUGUAAGAACCUGGUGUGUUGGCGCCUCCCACUUUGUCUCUCCUUUAAAGUAGAUAGAAACCCAAGAAGCAAAGAACCUGUUUUGGACAGGAGCUCCGAGCCAUUUCAUCCCUCUGUGUUCUCAUGAUUUUCUCUCAGGAAUCACACACUAGAAGAGCACACUUUUCAUUUAGCCCAACAUGUGUUACUAAAAAUAGUUCAAAGUAUUUACCUAAGCAUAGAAUUUCAUCUUCUUUGUUUUAAGUUAAAAGGAAAAUUUUGGAACACAUGGGAUAUCUUAAAGAAAAUUUGUACCACUUUACUGGAGGUUUAUCAUUUGACUCCAGAAUGCGGUACUAUCCAUCCCAAUGAAAAAAAACUAAAUAGUACCAAACAUUUUGAACCUUAAAUUAUGUAUUAAAGUUGAGCUUUUAACUAUAGCUGCUUCUCUUAAAAAGUGGUGUCUAUUAAAGUCAAUAAUGGCAAUCCUCAUUCAAUUAUGAAAAUUAAAAUCAUGUAAGCUUCCUAAUAGCACAAACUAAAUAUUAAAAUUCUUCUCUUCAAAGAAUCACUUCUUUUAAAUGACAACUGGACUGUUUUUAUGAUAAGUACAAGAGAGAGUGUCUCACAUUUUUCAAAAGCAGGCUUUUGUUGCAUAGUUGGGUCUAGGAAAGAAUAACAUUAAGUUAAUAAGCCACUAUAAUUACUUAAUUAUGUUGGUACAGAAACUAUAGAAUAUUUACCUUGGAAAGAAAAUGUUGAGACAUUAGAAAUCCUUAGGUAUUGGUAGAAUUCAAAAGAAUGCAUUUUUACAUUGUGACACAUAGAAACAGUGUAUUUUAUAAAAAUAAAAAUGUGGUGUGAUUUCUAAACCUUUUAAAAGUCCUAAAACAGUGGACAACGGAUAGAGGAAAUUCAGGAGAAAAAUGAAGGUAUUUCAAAGAAGGAUAGUUUCAAAGUUAGAUAUAUUUUGAAGGAUAUAUAUUUAUUAACAAAUAUAUUGUAAGAAUCUAUAUUAAAGUCACCUUGCAACUGAAGUUGGUACAUUCAAAAACAUGUUUUAUGGAAAAGCUGUUCCAAGCAGUUGCCAUUUCAAAGGGUGGCCUGAGCACACUAAACCAUCUGUAUUCCUUUCUUAUUUCAUGAGAGGAAGCAGCUACAUGAAGCUACACUCAUUAUGCAAGCCUAAGAAUGUUCACUGUAAAGAGAAAUAAUAAUAUGUUUUUAAAAGGCACAUAUUUCCUAUUCCACCAGAAUUUUUUGGAAAAUUGUGAAGCCCAAAUCAUGUGCAUUCAAUACAUUCAGAUAUUAGAAACAUAGCUACAUGCUCUUUCUCCACCAUGGAAACACUUCUUGAGGCUACCAAAAACCUGUUGAGCAAUUAAGCCCCCCAGAUAUUGAAUAGUGGUGUUUUCCUCAAAAGCACAAGAAAAUAGCAUUUUCACUCAUCAAUGCAAUUUUCAACCUAAUUGUGUUACAUACCUAUAUCUCAAGCAUUUCUAACUUGUACUUUUUCAGAAAAUAAACCAACAUAUUCCUUUGGCCUUUUC
This is a messenger RNA of Canis lupus familiaris (dog), 7170 nucleotides long. RefSeq names its product cyclin dependent kinase 6 (gene CDK6). The coding region runs from base 1569 to 2549 and encodes 326 amino acids. Lineage: Eukaryota; Metazoa; Chordata; Mammalia; Carnivora; Canidae. Gene Ontology annotation, molecular function: cyclin-dependent protein serine/threonine kinase activity; ATP binding; cyclin binding. Gene Ontology annotation, cellular component: nucleus; cytoplasm; cyclin-dependent protein kinase holoenzyme complex. The transcript has 8 exons. Gene Ontology annotation, biological process: G1/S transition of mitotic cell cycle; cell dedifferentiation; protein phosphorylation. The record is from RefSeq and is a predicted model, not a curated record.